Messenger RNA from Synchiropus splendidus (mandarinfish), 4336 nucleotides. RefSeq names its product ral guanine nucleotide dissociation stimulator-like 1. The transcript is spliced from 17 exons. Gene Ontology annotation, biological process: positive regulation of GTPase activity; Ras protein signal transduction. Lineage: Eukaryota; Metazoa; Chordata; Actinopteri; Syngnathiformes; Callionymidae. Gene Ontology annotation, cellular component: plasma membrane. Gene Ontology annotation, molecular function: guanyl-nucleotide exchange factor activity. Bases 1304 to 3571 code for a protein of 755 amino acids. The record is from RefSeq and is a predicted model, not a curated record.
AAAAUGGCAACUGAUCAAAAAUGUCAGCCGCCAUUUUGAGGAACUUCAAGGGACCUUUUGUUAAUAGCAUCAAAACAACACUGACUCACCUGUCAUCCUAGAUAUGAAACAUGAUGGUGUCACACUUAGUUCAUACUGAAACGCUGAUUUGGCCUUAUUUUUGUCAAUUAUUGGCGUGGUUGGCGUCUCAACAUCACUUGAAAACUACCACGAGGUAUUGCAAAUGGAAGGUAUCCAUGGCCAGAAGGGCAACUCUCAUGAGGAGUAAUUGUCACAGAGGGACGCACCCAACCCCUAUUGUUCUCUUAUAGACUAAUAAUGCGUCACAUCUUUUCAGCACAGACGUAAAAGUGGACAAUGCCACUAUUUAUAAAGGCUGGGAAUCCAGGCCAAACACAAACAAAACAAUCCUACUUGUUGGUACGCAACACAUCACCCGAGUCUGCUAAUCCGUGUCAGUUCAUAGAAGAUUGUCUCGCCUGUGGGAAUGAUGACCUUUUAGGUUACAUUGGCUCAGUUCCACCGACCAUUGAGUGUGGUACCAGGUCCAGGUCGAUGGUCAAGCUUGAGAACCUCACCAGAUUCCUAGUGGUUAUAAUGAGUAACAAUAUAAAUCAUUGUCUAUUUUUUUUUUUUGUUUCUACAACUUCAAACCAUUCACACAUAAUAAACAUGCAUACAUUUUUGACAUGAAGAAUUUCUUCAUGUUUCAGUUUAUAUUCGCUAUCUUGGAAACGAUUGUAAAUGUUUGUAAAUUACUUCUAUUUGUCAUUGUUUAUAAUAAUAAUGCAUUAUAAUCGGUAAAUAAACUCCAGAAUUUAUUUCACGAGUGUGUAUCAAACUGACUCGCCUUUUUGGUUGCUCAGUAGUUUCAAAAUAAAUAGUGCUUGAUCAACAAAUACAUUCAAAUACAGUUUUAAAGCUUAUUAUUCUGAAGCUUAUUAGUUGUUUUCUCAUCACAUUUCAAUUUGAAUCACUGAUAUCAACAUAUAUUCAGCGAUGUAUGAAUAUUUUGAGGAAGCAACAUGCAGAAAUUAUAAAAAGUUGUGAAGUGAACAUGACGGUAGAAUACAGAUGUAAAGCACCUGCUUCUGACCGUGAACGCGUCACAUACGUGGAAAAAUACGUCAUAACGUCAUUGGACCCGUCGCCCACCAAAUCCCGCCCACAUCUCCUUUCCCUCGCUUCACUGCCCCAAAUCUCUGCGGUCACAACAGACCCGCUCGCAACUCCCUCUGGACAAAUGUCAACGGAAUGAAAAAAAGUGCAACACGCGUUUUCAACGCGCUGAGACGUCGGUAACAUGUUGCGAGAGAGUUGUAGUUCAGUCGGUGGUGACGUUGCUGCGGUCCCCUCACUGUUGCCAGCAGCUAGAGAGUCACCUGAACGCAUCACAAAGAUGGGGAAAUGUCAAUUGUCGAUGGACCCUGUUCAGGAGUGGGGGGAAGAGGAGGAAGAUGGAGCCGUGUUUGGCGUCACUCUGCGUCGGGAACCAGCCCUGAAAAGCCCAGACACGACUGACCACACUAUGACGACAGGCUUCGUCCAGUACCACACGGUGAAGUUGCGCAGGAUGAAAGCUGGAACACUGGAACGCCUCAUCACCCACCUGCUGAACCAUGAGCAUCGGGAGCCCGACUACAUACCAGUGUUCCUCUCCACGUACAGAGCCUUCACUACUGCCAGCACCCUGAUAGAGCUGUUGUUUCAGAGAGACGACACCAUGACAAAUCUGGACAACACUGUCUCCACUCACAGUGUCCUGCCACCGGUCAUCAAACUGUGGCUGGAGGAGUACAGCGCCGACUUCCACGAGCCCCCGCAGUACCAGGCCCUGCGCCUGCUGUGUGCGCACUUGCGCCUCCGUCUCCACUUCAGAUGUUUGGCACAGAUGGCCGAGAGUCUGCUCAAGCGCCUCCAAGAGCAAGAUUGCUGUAAACCAACGACAGUUUCGUCUUGUCCCGAGGAGGAGAGAGUUCACCAAUUGAUGGACUUCCCUGAACGACUGGUGGCAGAGCAGUUGACCCGUCUGGACGUUGAAUUGUUUGUGAGAAUGGUACCGUCUCACUGCCUGGGCUGCAUUUGGUCUCAGCGGGACAAGAAGGAAAAGGCGAACCUCGCCCCCACUGUCCGUGCCACCAUUUCCCAGUUCAACUCCGUCACUAGCUGUGUCAUCAGCUCGCUGCUUUGCCCUCUUGGCUCUCCGACUCCCAACUCAUCACCCACUUCCAGCACCAAUUUCUGGUUCCCUUCUUCCGCACCAAGUUCCCCUCGCUCUUUACCCACUAGCCCUGCCCACCGCGCACGCCUUAUUGAACGCUGGAUUGGGAUCGCACAGGAAUGCAGACUACUGAAAAACUUCUCUUCCUUGAGAGCCAUCCUCUCUGCGCUCCAGUCCAACGCAGUCUUUCGCCUCAAGAAGACGUGGGCCGCGGUCAACAUGGAGAGCAUGACUGCAUUUAACCACCUAUGCGAGACCUUUCCUGACGUGAACUGUGUCCUCACGAGCAAAGAGAUCCUGAUGGAGAAUGAGAGUCAGACAGAAGGCAGCCUCUCGUCCUCAGGCUCCAAGUCACCAGAUUUUUGCGCCAAACAGAGUUAUAGUGGUGGUGCUGUUCCUUACCUGGGCACGUACCUGACCGUCCUCACCAUGCUGGACACGGCUCUCACUGACACUCUGGAGGGUGGCCUCAUCAACUUUGAGAAGCGUAGAAAGGAGUUUGAGAUUCUCUCUCACAUCCGGCUGCUUCAGGCCUCAUGUUUCCAUUACAACAUUCCUGUCAAUAAUAAAGUCACCAAAUGGCUUCAAGGUCACCCGCCGCUGUCGGACCAGCAGAGCGACAAGCUGUCACGCAACCUGGAGCCUCCGGUCGACCUUUGCCCCUGGUCUCCCAACUCCUGGAGCUCUCGUCUGCACGCGAAGAAGAUGUCGUCAUUACAAAAGAUGACUCACUUGGACCAGAUCAGCUUGUCCUCUGGCUCCAGCAGCUCAGACAUGGAAGACGCUUCCAGUCCCUCACCCCUCAAGCUCAACCAGAAGUGUCUGUCGGGCUCGCUCCACAAUGUGUCCGAAGACUACCCGUCCAUGUGCUCCUCCUCCAGACUCUCCAGCUCCUCAUGCAGCUCCUCUAACCCUGACCUCAGCUCCACAUCCCUCUCGCUCCCUCCAGAGUCUCCUCCUCCUUAUUCCUCCGCCUGCAGCUCCCCUCAGGUGCCGCUGCCCGUCUACAACAAACAGAUCGCUGACUCUUGUAUUAUCAGAGUCAGCGUGGAGUGUGUCAGUAACGGAAACGUCUACAAAAGCAUUCUGCUGACCAGCCAGGACCACACUCCUCAGGUGGUCCGUCGAGCUCUGGACAAACACUACCUGGAGGACGUCAGCUGCCGCAACUACAAGCUCUGUCAGAUACUAACCAACGGAAAAGAGUUGCUGAUCCCUGAAAACGCCAACGUGUUCUACGGCAUGUGCACCAGAGCCAACUACGACUUUGUCCUGCGGCCACAGCAGGGGACGGCAGGAAGACACCUGGACAGUUCAGGGGUGCAGUCCAGGUGCCGCCAGUUCUGCUGAGUGCCAUCCACAAGUCGUGUUCCCUGUAGAGGAGCCACUCGUCUGAAGCCAUAAGAGGGCGCUCCGUGAAAUGGAGAUGAAGCUGCUAGUGCUAGUCAUAGUGAGACUUGUGACCUGAACACUGAUAGAAGUCAGGAUCUGAGCAGCUGCCAACAGGGCCGGUUGUCUAUCUCAGAGCACACACUUGACUUUUUUUUUUCUUUUUUUGGACUGCACAACAACCGGAACACAGAAAACUGGAGCUCCAACGGAGAAGAACCUAACGUGACAUAAAUGUCUGACCUUGAUGGCGUUCUAAUUAUUUCAACUUUAUUUGUCAAAGAUUAUAAAUAUGUAACUAAGUAAGUUAUUUAAAUUCACAUCAGUAUUCUGCUUUCCCGGCAGUGAUUGCCUAGUUAAUGUGCCUAUCAGAUUUGUAUGUGUGAUCGAUCGAGCGCUGCUGACUAACACUUAGUUAAAUGAAGGAAGUUUUUGAUUCAGGUUUUACUGUGACUUUUACUGUCGCGUGGUUCAAAUGAAGGACGCGUUUGUGUGAAGAUCCCAACAUGUGAAGCACUGAUGUGAAAUCCUCCUGAAAGCUCAACCAACCUGGGAUUUGGCAUCAGUGUGUCGCUGUGGUCUGGCAGCUGUUCGUCAACAUCUGUCUUGGUUAGUUUUGCCUUUUUGCUUCUUUGCACUGUGAGAGAAACAUGUUGCUUCUCUUCCUCUCCUGAAUGAAGUUUUAGUCAAGCACUAUUUAUGACUGUCGAUAAGUGAAAUAAAUAC